AUGGAAGGAUCAAAACGUAGACUUCCAUCAGGACUUUAUGUGAUUUCCACAAAGUUUGGGUACAUGCUGUCAGGACGCACUGUGAACAACCUGGAAAACAACAAAAGACAGGUUUUUAGUACACAGUCAGACAAAGACGGCGAAACAUGGGAUAGAUACUGGUCCCUUGAGUCAGCUGGUACAAACGAAUACACAGGCACGGAUAAAGAUGAGAAGCAAAUACUAGAAGAAAAAAUACUCAAGAGAUUCAAAGAAACAGCAGUCAAGCGACCAGAGGGCUAUUAUGUCAGAUUACCGCGGAAGGACGAACACGCAGUUCUUCCGGAUAAUAAACAAAUGGCAUUAGCUAGACUGCGAAGUCUUUUCAAACAAUUUAGGAAUCGAGAGCACGAGUUGCAAGAAAUAGAUGCCAUUUUUAAGGAGCAACUCGAACACGGAAUUAUAGAAGUGGCACCAGAAGAGACUACAUGCGCAGGCAGUAGAAUGCAUUAUCUGCCUUAUCAAGUGGUGUUCACUCCAGAGAAGAAAACAACACCGAGGAGAGUCGUCUUUGAUGCCUCUGCGCAUCCUCCCAAAGGACAGCCGUCACUAAACGACCUUCUCCACCAAGGACCGGUGAUCCUACCCAACAUCAUAGGAAUAUUGAUGCGCUUCCGGGUUGGACAGGACGCUUUCACGGCAGACAUCGAAAAGGCCUUUUUACAAAACAUGUAUGUCGACAACUUAGUCGUAACAGCAGAAACGACAGAAGAAGCAUUGCAGCAGUACAAGCAAAUCAAAACCAUCUUCAACGACCUCAAAAUGAACAUGAGAGGAUUUACCUCAAACGAUGCGAACUUCAUGCAAUCUAUAGCUCUGACAGAUAAAGCAGAGGAUACACGGGGCCCAAAGGUGUCAGGUAUACAGUGGGAGACAAAUGGAGACAAACUUGUCAUAAGAUGUGAUACUCCUAAAGCAUCGGCGAUUACAAAACGCACCGUCUUAAAGAUGCAAGCAUCCAUAUACGACCCCUUAGGAUGGCUUCUCCCAUUACUCAUUAGGGCCAAGAUUUUCUUCCAGUCACUGUGGAGCAAGUCGUACACUUGGGAUGAGAUUCUCAGUGAAGAAGCUAUAAAAAUGUGGAAGAAGCUUCAGGAGUCAAUGCUAGGCUUUCACAAAGAGAUCCCUAGGAAGAUAACGAACAAGGAGUCGCAGUGUAGCUUGAUCGCAUUCAGCGAUGCGAGUGCAACAUCUACGGCAGCUUGCAUUUACAUCAGGGACGACUGUGAUCGACACCUCGUCAUAGCAAAGUCAAAGUUGCCAUCGCUCAAAGCACAACACACGAUCCCCAAAAUGGAAAUAUAUGCGAUGACAAUUGCAGCUCGGCUACUUUUGACAGUAUACCGAGAAGUCAGGGAAGUCAGGAUGAUAACAGAUAAACUUACUGCCGAUAACAUUGAGGUUUAUUUCGGCUACGUAAGCACAAAAGCUAAUCCAGCAGACUGUGCUACCAGAGGGCUGGAUGCCGACGAACUGCAGUCCCAUAUCUGGUGA
This is a messenger RNA of Cylicostephanus goldi, 1533 nucleotides long. Lineage: Eukaryota; Metazoa; Nematoda; Chromadorea; Rhabditida; Strongylidae. The record is from the annotation of a GenBank genome assembly.